CGAAGAUCAUCAUGAAGGGUAUCGUGCUUUUUAAUUUCUUGUGGUUUGCCUCAGUUCUGGCCUCCUCCCCAGAAGGUAUGGAUUACUUUAAAUCUCAUUCAAAAUUAAGACUAUUAAUCAUCAAUGGCAUUGUCUCCUUCUUUUAUGACAGCAAUGUAGAACACUCGUAAAGGCAAAUUUUGCACAAUAACGUCAAAGCUGUAUAAUGUUUAGGUUAAGGUUGUAGGGUAAGGUCGUCUGUAUCACUUAGGGACUCGCGCAAUCAGGAAAAGCAAUUAUUCCAGUAGCAUUCGGGCGCUAUUGGCGUUGUUCUCUCCCCUGUCUAGCAGAUUAAAAUGGGUUUCAUAUCGUUCUGUCAAAAGAGGAUGAGUAGUAAAGUGAGAGGGUUUGAAAGCCGAUGUAAAGAAAUUGCGCAAUAACAAAAACUCCGCCCAUUUGGAGUGAACUAUAAUUUUUUUUCCAAAAAACCAAAUAUGUUUCUUGUGAAUACAUAGAUUUUGAUGUCUAUCAACGGUGAGAUUAAAAAUGUCCUAUAUGCUUUUUGAUUUUUUGUAUUUAAUUUCACAAAAACCACUGAAUUCCUACCUUCAGAAAUAAAAAAAAACCCUUAUUAAAAACGAAAACAUUUUUUAAAAGUUUAAGACACCUUUCCUCUCAUUCCGAGUGAGCAGAGCUUUUCUCUCCUUUCCGAUAAAGAAGAAAUUGUGAGUCACCGGAUCUCCCAUUAUUACUAAACACAGCUAAAUCUGUUUCCUCAUUGAGCCUGCCUGAAUAUGCUAUAACCAGCGGCCGUUUACGCUGUUAUAUCAUCUACUGUUUAUAAGUAGCACUGAAUUGUUAAAUUUAGCCAAGAAAAUGAACCUUUGAACAAAAAGGGUUCAAAACUCUGUCUAGCUUUGAAGAUAAAAAUAAAUUCAGUUUCCUAGUAGAAUUUAGCUCAUACAAAUAGGCCAACCUAUUAACCACUCUAAAUAAUUUUCUUUGCCAGAAAAUUUGCACGUCAAAGAUGGCGGACUGUUUGAAGGCGAUAUGAGGUUUUUACCAGGCCAGGCCAGAGGUUCAGUGCCGGGCAGAUUGUGGCCGAAUGGUGUCUUUGUGUUUGAAAUCGAAUCUUCUUUAAGUAAGGGAUAUCGUAACCACUUUAAAAAUGUCAGCAAGGGUCAAGUCUUACGCAUGGUUUUCCAGCCAUUUUCAUUAUGAAAUUUAACGUUAACACAGCCAAGCUCCAUACACAUAUUUUAUCACUUGGCAAAUUUACGUUUAAUGGUAAUAUCAGUAAAACCGCCUAUGUUGCAAUUGAUGGAUAGACUGGACCAAGUUCAUUUUACGAUGCCACUCGUAUUUACCCUGAGAAGUCUCUUCCUUUCUCUCUUAUGCAUUUUAAACGACUUAACUGAAGAGUGGAACAAAACCUAUGACAAGUGGCAACAAAGAGCUAAGAACCUACAAUCAUUAAGUGAUCGAAGAAUGCUGUAUUAAGUCUGAGACAAAAAUUUAUCAUUAGUUACAACAACUUUCCCAUAAAGAAAAAAAUCUGAGUCUCCAUGUCCCACGCUCGUGACAAAACAAAAGAAAAUCUUUCUCUAUUUCUUUAACGAGCUCAAAAACUUACCAUCUCUCUUAUUUCUAACUUUCCCAUAGCUUUUCAAUUUGUUGCAGUACAAUCGGUUGAUAUAUGCCUCUAAUGCUCCACACCAGAGAGAAUCUUGGAAACCUCUCAUGGGGCGAAACAAUCAUCUCUAUUGAAGUUAAGGGCUGUUGUUGUCCUUCAGAACAAAUGUGGGAAUCGCAAGAAAUUGUCUCUCUUUUUCGAUAACUUUUUUUAUGAAAGGUGGCCUGGAAUUUGUAUCUCCCACUUCCUUUUUAUAGGUUCUCAGUCUAAAGCAAUGACUGCAAUUAACAGUGCUAUGAAGGACUGGACAACGCUUACAAAUGGCUGUAUCAAAUUCCAGAAAAGGACUACAGAGAACGCAUAUGCAUCAUUUUUCAGGGGUUCUGGGUAAGUGUACUUUACUUCAGGUCAACAAAUCAUGUUCAGUAUCUGAUUUCAAGGCGUUGUUUUUAUUUGUAAUGCCAAUGUGAUUAAAUAAAGUCGCGAAAAUAAACAUCAACGAUAGAUUUCAAAUUUUUGUAGAUAAGUAGAUAAUUUCUGAGUACACUAACAACGUUUUCCAAUACUGAACAACAUGGAUGAAAGUAUAUGACUCAAAAGUUGAGUCAAAGGAGAGAACCACCGCGGCAUUUGGCACUCUUUGCUAAUAAAAGUAUCUAGAAUUGAAGUCUAAACAUAUUUGGCUCAAAUUUGCAUAAAUCACCUCGUAAUUGUCUAAUAGAUCCGCAUUUCAUUCAAUAGAUGCUGGUCUUACGUGGGACGCACUGGGCGUAAGCAGCAAUUGUCCUUGGCCACUGGAUGCUGGAGAAAAGGAACUGUAAUCCAUGAAAUUGGUUGGAUGUUCAAACUUCUGUUACUGCCUUGUUAACUUUUUUUUGUAGCCUUAAUUUGUUUAUGAUAUGUAUGAGCGACCUUCAACUGCAAUAUUUUUUUGUGAAUAUGAAAGCGAUCUUCGCAGUAAUGAACACUACUUAGGCAGUAGUGAAAAUAAGGCCUGAAAAAUAUUCAGGCCUGUACGGAACGUAAUGACUUGAGCACAGUUGGUAGAGCGCUGCAAGGGAAUCGCAGAGGUCAUGGGUUCAAAUCCUGUUCGGGCCUGAAUUUUUUUCAAGCCUUAUUUCCACGAAUGCUUAAGUAGUGUUCAUCAUUGCGAAGAUCGCUUUAAUAUUCAUCUCUUACACCGCAGUUCACAUAUAUUAUUUUCAUCAGGAGCCCAUUACCUGGAGCUUCCAUCUUCCAUACUUACCCUCUUAGUCAACCAUGUCCCGUAUCUUUUUAAUUAUACAAGCACCUUCCACGGAGUUUUUCGUGGGUGUUUACAUAAUAGCCAAUUAUAAGAUAGCUGUGGUCCUCUAUUGUUUACAUCACAUGCAGAGAAGGAAUAGAGGUCGGCCUUUCGCCUUCGACUGCCAAUUUUUUUUGGGUGUUAUUCGAAUGUCUGCAUGUUUUUGCGGGAAAUUAAAGAACCCCACACAUAUCUCAGUUCUAAAAAAUAAAAAGGUAUGGGACAGGGUUGACUCAAGGGUACAAUUGGUAUGGAGGAUUCGGGUAAUGGCUCCUGUUUUCUUAUAUUCACAGUCAUAACUAUUUUUUGUGUGGUAACAUUUGGUUUGUUCCAGAAGCUUAAAUGACAUUCAACCGAAAGUAGCUCCAAAUCCGAAGCUAUUUGACUACUUAGAAUAAAGAAAAAUACCAAUUCAGUCACUGUGCAGGCAAUCUGCUCGACGAUAACUGCGGGCGGCUAAACUUCUUAAAUUCUCAAUUCCAAAUUUCUAUCUAUAAAACGAAUCACAAAGUCCUAUCCGUACAUUUCAAAUGAUCAGCUCUACAUAUUUAAAAGCGUCUUGAAUUUUUUUUCUGUCAGGUCACGCUCUUGGCUUUCUUCACGAGCAGUCUCGUCCAGACCGCGAUAAUUAUGUCGAAAUCAAGUUUGAAAAUAUCCAAUCAGGCAAAGAAGGCAAUUUCCGAAAAUCUAGCAGUGUAAACUCGUUCGGAACACCUUAUGACUAUGGGUCCAUCAUGCAUUAUGGUGCGAGGUACUUCUCUAAGAAUGGACAGCCAACAAUUGUCCCAAAGAAACCAGGGGUGAGUGGAUUAUAGGGCCACGGAUCCGGGUUUCUUAUCAAUUUUCACGUGAAAUUUUAGCAGCGACUUAAGCAGUUUUUAGGUGAUUCCUUAAAUUUCUUGGUAACAUGUUAUAAGAAGUAUGGAUUAAUGGGACAAGUUAUACUAUCCGAAAAAACAGCUUUCCUCUUAAGGAGUAGGUGGAUUACGGUUUUAAAGGUUAAUAAAAGAAGAGACGUCCUAAAAGCGGAAAAUGACAUGUUCGCCUCAUAUGACUUUUUAAGCUUUUUUGAGAAUUUUUCCUUUGAAAUCGGCGGGCACGAUUGCAGUUUAGAACUGCACGAAGUCUUAUUAGACGUCAGAACUCUAGUGAAAGACAAGAUAAAUCAUGCACUGAAAUACAAUGGUGCCUAAGAUGUCUUAAGAAUAGGAAAGUCAUUCGUUAUUGGCAGAUUUGGAAGUCAAAUUCAUCAUACUUUUGUUAUUAUUUUGGACAAUGGAGGCAGCAGAAACAUGCUCUUCAUUUUAUGAAUAAAUAACCAUUUUUUAUUCUUUCUAGGUUAGUAUUGGUAACCGAUUAGCUCUCAGUCCUAUUGAUAUUAGGCAGAUGAUGUUGCUUUAUAAGUGCGGUGAGUCGAAAGAGGUCGUUACUAUUCUAAAGUUAAAAUUAAUGUUUAUUACAAUCGUGUUUUUUACAAAUACACCAAAAUAUUAAUUACAUAACUUUCCUAACAAACGUAAGUAAAGAAUAAAAAAGUUGAUUUUAGUGGAUAAUUGAGGGAUAAGGAAGCUUGCGCCGAGGAGUCAGUACUUGUGCCCAACAAUCAAAGCAUUACAGUAAGAGAGAUGGUAAGUUUUGAGAUCGCUAAAGGAAUAGAGAAAAAUGUUUUCGUCUUGUCAAGAGCGUGGGACGAAAUAAAUUCGCAUAAAAUGUUUUCGCUAAUUUAACUAUUUAUCCAACUGAACCCUUAUGAGGACUCAGGUUAUUUUUUUUUGUCCCACGCUCGUGACAGGACGAAAAACAUCUUUCCCUAAUCAGGGCAUUGUUUGCUGUUUUAAACAGAAUGCAAAUUGACAUUUGUUAAGUGUGUCAAGUCAAACUUUAUUUUGCACAAAACCUUUUUGCAGAAGCACAUUCUUUCAUAGUUGGGUAAUGUUUCUGAAUAUUUCAUUUUUCUCUCAGGUGCUCCUCCACCGUCGACACAGCCACCCCCACCGACUACUCCUCCCUCUGCAUGUAAGUUUAAAGUGCAUGCACUAAAAAUAAUCGUUUAAGGGGAUUCCGCCAAAAAAAAGCUUAUCGAACAAUUUUUUUAACUUUCCUUAAUGUUCCUUACCAAUGUCUGUGAAAAAUACAAUGAAAAAGAUAGGUCAACGCGCUUGUUUAGGAGAUAUAAUAAGCCAAACGUACCCCAUUUAUGCUUGUACUUGCACUUAUCAUUUCAUUGGUUCACAAUACACUUUGCUGCAACUGGAAGCAAGUGUUUUUAAAGUAACACUUGAGAAAAAAACUUAACAGAAACAAAAAGUCUCAAGCGUAUGGAACAAUUUGAUAUACAAUAUAAUUUUUGGCAAAAUCACGAAAAUUUAAACGAAAUCGACUAAAACGUUCCUCGAGUCGUUCCUCAUGAUUUGCAUCCUCGAUUUACGGGCUUCGUGCACGCUGUGAGCUUUAUCUUUUUUUUCCUUCGAAUAAUUUUUUUUAAUUUCCCCAAUUUAAAGGGGAUGCAUUUUACACCGAAAUUAUGCAAAAAAUAUAUAUAUAUAGUUUACCUUGCCCUUUCAGGAGCUAAAGACCAUCGUACCUCCUUAAAUGUUCCAUGAAUUGAAAAACAAUACCGCGUUCUCGGAAUGCACGGGCACUCAUUCCCCUGAUUACGUGAUUUUUAUGCGCAUUACAGGAUGCGCGAUGCAAAACUGAGGAAUCACCUUAAAGUUCUGCAAAGGGAAUUUGUUUAACUCUUUGUGCAAGGUGCAUUUUCUCCAGUUUUUCUCUCAAGUACUUGUUCUCUGAGAUAUCCAAUAGACUUAAAGAAUCGUGCUGUUUCAUAGUCUCUCAUCUUACCAGCUUUGUUUAGGAAAAAACAAGUUGAGAGCGUAGGAUUGGGACUGGGCAUAUUUGGAUAAGCUAGGUACGCACGAGAAGGCAUAUUCUUAAAUCUCUUGCUGAUUAUUUCCUUAAAUGCAGCUUUUUCAUGCAAUUUUGACGACGACUGUGGGUUCACACAAAACAAAAAUGACAAAUUUGAUUGGACACCAAGGUCGGGCCCCACUCCAUCUAGAAACACUGGCCCAAGUGGAGACCACACCACAGGAAAUGGUUUGUAUAUUAAUCAGUAGAUUUCUAGUUUACCAAUUUAGACUUGUGAUCAGGUUUGACUGGUCAAUUCGUCUUAGCCUUGGAAUGUUGAAAGAUCAUAAGCAUACUCGUUAUCUCUGAAAAUUUUAGCGUGGAAUACAGUUUCCCUUCUCUUGUUUUCCGAUUUUCAAAAAAUUUUUCCUUUUCAUUCUGACAAAUUAAGGGUAGAUGAUGCCACUCACCAAAAGGCUCUUUGUACUUCAACACUGAGACAUUUGACGGUAAAUCAGAAGGAGGGAAUUCCUCACGAAGAGCUAGUGUUUAUGCUAUUUCCCGUGGGUGUCAGUAAAGUAUUAAGCUGAUAUUUUGUUUCUUACGAAACUUGACGAAGGAAUCUCUACAUUUUAUAGGCAAGUACAGUUACAUUGAAACUUCAAGUCCACGAAGGCCUGGUGACAAUGCCAUAAUGUCUCGAAUGGUUAAACUCUCUGGAAACUCUUGCUUAAGGUUUUAUUAUCACAUGUACGGAACGGAUAUGGGCACUCUGAGGGUGAAACUUUGCAACAAGGUGUUAUUUCAAAAAUCUGGAAACCAGGGAAACACCUGGAAGAUGCACCAAGUUCGUCUUUGUGAGAGAGGUUCAUUCAAGGUAGGUUUCUGUUUACUCCCUUUAGGAUUUCAGUAAGAUUGCAAGAGCUCAACGAUGAAAUAGGAAUAUGAUAACCGAAGGGCGCAUGUCUCAUGUUGGAAGGAAAGACAAUGCAGCAAAAUGAGUGCGAAUGCUUGUAACUCAUGAGAAACUUCUGUACGCGUGCAUGGUAUUUCCAUGGCAACACUGACACUUUCGCAACAAAAUGGCGGAAUUUUUAAAACUUCCCAAUACCCACUUUCACUGCCCGGGUAUAACCCCAAACCAAAACAGAUGAGGUUGGCGUUUUUAGGAUAGUUUCUGUCGAACCUCUUUAGUCACAUACCUCUCGCUCGAUAAACAUGGUAACAGUUGUGAAUGUAGUGACAGAAUUUGAACAGCUGUUACAAGGCUACGAGGUUCGUAAUACCUGUUUUCGCGUUCGCCCCUCUUUUCAACGUCUCCUCAGUAAGCACCCCCCCCCCAGGAAACAAAAUCUUGUUUUGGCGGAAAAACAACGUUUGCGGAAGAGGCAUCCUAGCCCUGAACGCUCAUAUGACUCGAGUAGCGGAGCAUGCGUACUCAUUUUGCCGCAGUGUCGACAGGGAAGGAAGUAAAAAUAGCAUGCAUGGAGAAUCUUAAUGGGAGUCCUAAAAGUACAAGUUAAUCAUUAGGCGCCCGAACGUCCGCUAUUAUUCUCGCCGCUGCCUAGUGGCUGACACAACUAGGAUUGAAAAAACGAAAAAAAGACAAUGACUAUUUACAAGUCCGGCUUCUGAGUGAACAGGUCCUAAAUGUUCGUUAACUCUACUUUCAACCACUAGCUAUUCAGUUAAACUUAUAUCACUCCUCUUUUUCCUUUUAAAUCAUUUAUUAAUUUCUUCCGAAAUUGUAUCAAGAACUUCACUAAUUUAUUAUCUGUAAUCAAUCUUUUGAUCUUUUUUUAUUAUUAUUAUAUAGACAUUAUUAUGAGCCCACUCGUCAUUUAGAUAUUUUUGCUGUUCAUCCCAUUUAAGAUUCUGGCAACCAAUCGAAACCUACUGAAAUCUUUUUUCCAUUGAAUUUUUUUUUUUCUCUUUCAGCUGAGUUUUGAAGGGAUAAGAGGAGCCAACUAUAGGGGGGAUGCUGCAAUUGACGAUAUCAUUAUAUAUGACUGCUAAGUCAAAGCUCAAAACUAACAAAUAAAUGCCGGGAUACAUGUAGAUAAUGGGAUAGAAAUAAAAUGAAUAACAC
Messenger RNA from Pocillopora meandrina, 7836 nucleotides. Lineage: Eukaryota; Metazoa; Cnidaria; Anthozoa; Scleractinia; Pocilloporidae. The record is from the annotation of a GenBank genome assembly.